Molecule: messenger RNA, 336 nt
Organism: Diaporthe citri
Lineage: Eukaryota; Fungi; Ascomycota; Sordariomycetes; Diaporthales; Diaporthaceae
Exons: 2
Coding region: 1-336 (111 amino acids)
Source: RefSeq, a predicted model, not a curated record
AUGAUCAAGAUGAUCCAGAAGCAUGGCAUCACGCACUACAAUCUCUUCGUCACACCAGCUUCAUUGCGGGCCUUUUUCCAGGCUGAUUUAGACAACCUGAAGGGCUGGCUUCCUGGUUGGAAAAUGGCCCAACACGAUGUCACAUCCUCCUACUGGGCGACCCCAGAUCGGUUGAGGGCGAUGCUCACUGAUCCUGAUUGGCAGGGCAAGGUGGUCAAGUUCGAGGAAGGCUGGACUGAUACGUCCAGGGCUGAGUGCCAGAUCGGAUGGGAGACCACCUUCUUGCAGGAUGGAAAGAUUGUCAAUGUUGAUGAACUCAAAGAAUAUCCUAACUGA